Polypterus senegalus (gray bichir) is the source of this 1571-nucleotide messenger RNA. RefSeq names its product ileal sodium/bile acid cotransporter-like. Gene Ontology annotation, biological process: bile acid and bile salt transport. NCBI's taxonomy places the organism in Eukaryota, Metazoa, Chordata, Cladistia, Polypteriformes, Polypteridae. The coding region runs from base 73 to 1104 and encodes 343 amino acids. Gene Ontology annotation, molecular function: bile acid:sodium symporter activity. The transcript has 7 exons. Gene Ontology annotation, cellular component: apical plasma membrane. The record is from RefSeq and is a predicted model, not a curated record.
CUCAACACGUGGAUCAGGCAGACUUCUGCACAUGUGGAUCAGGGACAUUGUGCCCAUACACUCACAGGUCAGAUGUCAUUAAUUAUGGACCCUGACAUGAACAAAACCAGUGUUAACGCAACUCUCAUUACCCCAAGUGGUGAACCCAAUGUUAUUCUUGAUAUAAUACUUUACGUGUUGCUGAUUAUUGUGAUGUUUUCUUUGGGAUGCACAGCAGAUGACAGGAAUCUACGCCUCAAUUUCAAGAGACCUUGUGGAUUAAUAAUCGGAUUGUGCUGUCAGUUUGGAAUUAUGCCUCUUUCUACUUUCCUACUUGCUUUUCUGUCGAAGUUCAAACCCAGUCAUGCAGUGGCCAUUAUCAUUGUAGGUUGUUGUCCUGGAGGUAUGGCCUCAAAUAUGGCCUCAUACUGGGUGGACGGUGACAUGGAUCUUAGCUUGUGCAUGACAGUGACAUCUGUGCUCCUCUCAGUUAUAAUGAUGCCCUUGAACCUCUACAUCUACUCAAUUCCUUGGACUCAUAUUGGAAGCAUCACCAUUCCAUAUAAAAAUCUGGGAUUUAUGCUGUUGUUGGUUUUGAUUCCUGUUUGCGUUGGGAUCUUCACAAGACGCCUCAUUGCUAAAAAAGCAGAAAUAAUUGUGAAGGUUGGCUUCAUCGUGGGCACCUUGGCGAUGAUUUUAUUUUUUGGUGCUGCAGUGAUUGAUGGACAGAUGUGGAACAUAAGUGCAUCGGUGAUCUGUGCUGGGUUCUUGUCUCCUUGCAUUGGCUACAGCCUUGGAUUUCUUUUCGCAAGACUUUCACGGCAGUCUUGGACAAGAUGUCGGACCAUCUGCUUGGAAACGGGCAUACAGAACACCUACAUGUGCGCUAUCUUUAUUGAAUUAUCCUUCUCUGGCCUGAUUCAGCAAGAAAUGAUGUCUUACAUCCUGAUUUACAUCUUUGCCUCUUAUGGAGUUGCCUUCCUAGUAAUAAAGGGUUACAUCAUUUAUAGCAAAUGCUUCAAAAAGCACAGAAGCCAACUCCCAGUUGUCAACGUGGAAGAAGUACAGAGUUACAAUGCUCACGAUCCUUUAAGAGAACAAUCCAGGCCUGGUAUGGAGGAGUAGUGAACUUUGACAGUUUUCCACGUUUGUCUCGCACAAUCAUGCAGAUGUGUUGAUCACUUUCCACUCUCUGAAAAAUGCAGAGGUCUUGUUUUCAUUUUGAUUUUAUGUUCACUAUCUUGAGCAGUAUGGAGGCAUAGUGGUUACCACCAGUACUUUGCAGGCCCAAUUUCCUGGGCUUGAAUCCUGGAUCUGGUCGUUGUCUAUGUGGAGUUUGCAUUUUUUUUUCUUGUGUUUGUGUGGGUUAUUUUGUCCAGCAGUCCCCAAGGUUAAUUAACAAUUCUAAAUUGGCUUCGUGUGGAUGUCUUUGAUAGACUGUCGUCCUGUCCAUCUCUGCUGGGAUGGCCCUAAGGCAACCUCAACCCUGAAUGUGGGUUUGAGAAUAUUAUUUUAUGUUAACUACAAACUAUAUGCAUCCCUACAGAUUUUCUUUUUUUCUCCAGCCGUCUGGAGUUUUUUUGUUUUUUCUG